AUGGACUCUCCAACUACCUGCUACGAUGUCCUCAUUCUCGGAGAUGGUCCCGCCGGUCUAUCGGCCGCUCUAGCUCUUGCUCGCGGUGAUCGUUCCGCCAUCCUCCUCAGCUCUGGUUCGUAUCGCAAUCACGGCGUGGCUGCUCUCCACAGUGUAAUUGGCCACGAUGGUGAGAGUCCCGAGCAGUUUCGCGCUGGAGCACGAGAGCAGCUGCGACAAAAAUACCCAAACAUUGCCAUGGCUGAAGGAGAGAUGAUUGUGCAGGCACGCCAAGCCGAAUUCUCUUAUCAAGGGCGCAAUUGGAAAGGCUUCCGCUUAGAAUCUGCGAGAGGCAAUUCCUUCUAUGGACGCAAGUUGAUCUGGGCUGCCGGAGCUCGCGAUUGUUUCCCGGAAGAUGUGCCCGGCUUCGCUGCUUGCUGGCCAUCUCACAUCCAUCACUGUCUCUUCUGUGAUGGGCUGGAACAGAUCCGGAAGCAGCCAACAGCAGGCGUGGCUGUCUUGGCAUAUCCGUGGAAGCCCAUCUACGGCUACUUGGCCAUGCAGGCGGCGUCGCUACGGCCUGCUCGAGUCGUCAUUUUGACCAACGGGGAUGUGUCUGAGCAAGAGCAGGAGGCUGUAGAAAAGGCGUUGCGACUGGCCCGCGGCGUUGGCUGUACCGUCGACAAUCGCCGAAUCUCUCAGCUUCAUCUUUCAGAUGCUGCUGGGUCCAGCCUGGUGACGGUCGAUUUCACCGAUGGCUCUCACGACGAGUUUGUGUUUCUCAUGAACAAGCCCAAAACCGACGUCACGUCUCGAGAGCUCAUCGAUCAGCUGGGACUCGAGCUGGAGGAUUCGCCGCAUCUCGGAACUACCAUCAAGCGCCGCGAGCCCUGCGGCGAGACAAACAUUCCCGGCGUCUACGUGAUUGGCGAUGCAGGAACCCAUGCCAAGCAGAUUGUGGUGGCCAUGGCGCAGGGCGGAUAUGCCGUGGAUAGUCUGUGGGGCGAGUUGCUUACAGAGGACGCUGAAAGGAAGAUGCAAGAUAUCAAAGGCGGCGUUGCAUCUUAAAACGGUACAACUAUGAUUGAAGCACUUGUAUCAAGUACAUUAUUUACACCAUGUUCAACUUUAUAUAGUAACUUGUUUAUUCUGUUUUC
Trichoderma atroviride IMI 206040 is the source of this 1136-nucleotide messenger RNA. RefSeq lists its product as uncharacterized. Gene Ontology annotation, biological process: cell redox homeostasis. The record is from RefSeq and is a predicted model, not a curated record. Gene Ontology annotation, molecular function: thioredoxin-disulfide reductase (NADPH) activity. Lineage: Eukaryota; Fungi; Ascomycota; Sordariomycetes; Hypocreales; Hypocreaceae.